GUCUUCUGUGUGCAUAAACGGGGUAUGCACUCAUGAGUGUGUGUGUGUGUGUGUACAUGUGUGUAAUUCUUACAUAUCGCAGGUGGCUGCUGUAAAAGUGAAGCAGUGAGAUCACUCAGAGGGAUAGGCAGGAUAGAGGGGGCUAUAAAGGCAACUCGACUGAAGCAUCAGCCAUCGUAGAAACAGGACAGGUGAGGAGCGGAGAGGACAGUUUUAUGAGGAGACAGCCCAGCUUCGGAGGUGUGAAGACAAAAAAAAUAGUUUGAGUUGGGCAGCUGUAAUAUAAAUAACUAGAUAGAUAAAAAAGUCAGCAGGUGGAGUGUUAUUAUUCUCCAGCAGACCAUCUUCCAGUGGAUGUAGACAGGACCAGGUCAAAAUUUAGAUUUCAGAGCAGACAGCUUUCAAACAGACCAACUCUUGUGGACUACUGCUGCCUAGAAGAUACCUAAAAAAACGACAAAUAAUUAGUUACUUCCAAGGAGCUUGAAGCAUCAGUGUCAAAAUGUGCUCAGGUGGCUUUGCCAAAUGUCUGGGUAUCACCCUGAUACCUCUGGCCAUCAUGUGUGUGCUGUGUAACAUCCUGCUCUUCUUCCCCGGUGGAAAUGUUGUAGACUCAGAGCAUAUCACGGACCAGGUCUGGUACUUCGGAGGCAUUCUAGGAUCUGGAGUUCUGGUGAGUUAUUAGGAAUAUGGUUAUUGAAAGCUUAAGAAAACCCAUCAUUUUGGUUUAUCACAGAGUAGGUGAGGCAUGCAGUGUGAUACCAAUGGACUUUGUUACUCUUUACGGGGCAAUUUGCUGCAAAUAAUCAUCAUUCUCAUCAAAGUUAGUGAGAUAUUGCCACCUAGAUUGAUUUAUUGUUUACAUUACAAAAACAAAGGUUGUACAUUUUUAAAAGGCCAAUGUUCAGGAAUGUUGUUUUUUUUUUACCUGAAAAAGAAGAAGCUUAUUGAGUAGUCAGCAGAUAUUUUUACCCCGACAGCUCAAAAAGCUACACCUAAAUGAGUUGAUUUAGUAAAAACACAAGAAUUAGACGUUUACAAUAAUUUGAAGUUGCGUUUUUUUAAAGUGUUAAUUUUAGUAGUUUUGUGAAGUUUGUUAAAGAUACAAAAAUGUCAGUUCAGGUGGGAAAUUGUUUCAGCUUAAGCCAAAAUUUACUUCAUUAACUAGUUAUGAUAUAGAAAAUUUUUGAUAGUGUUUGGACUCCAGGCAGUUUAAUAUCUGCCUGCAUACAACAGAGGAACCAAUAAUUUGUUAUCUGUGUGUGUGUUUGUGCGUGUGUGUGAACUUUGGGUGUGUUCGGGUGACAGAUGAUCUUCCCAGCCCUGGUCUUCUUGGGCCUGAAGAACAAUGACUGCUGCGGUUGCUGUGGCAACGAAAGCUGUGGGCGGAGAUUUGCGGUGAGCAGAUGUUUUGCUGUUAAACUUUCUACAAUAAUGAAAUGAUGAUGUUUAAUGUUGUGUUUGUACCAAAACUCUAGUAUUGGGCUUAAAAGAGACUUAAAAGACUCACAAAGGCCUUAAAAAUCCAAAUGCAGCUUAAGCUCUGCAGUCUUGUAAAUUAAUUCCUUCCUGAGGUGUCAAUUUCUUUAUCAAAGCAGCUCUCAAAGUUAAAUAUUUAUCAUUUACUGCGUCACAUUUUUUAAACUAAUAAAGGCUGCUGUAAAUAAGGUGGUGCCUUUUAUUAGGGGCGUGUCCAGAUUUUUUGACUGGGAUGGUCAAACUUGGCGACUAAGUUAUGCUGAGGUGGCAUGAAGUAUGUGCACACACACCCAUAAAUGAAGGGCAUUUACUAACCCUGUUUAUCUUCACUCAUUAAUCCAAUGAUAAAUCAGGUUGAAUAUUAUUGAAUGACGACUUUCUGCUGUUCUGCUUUGGUUGUCUGUAACAUUCUUGGACAUACUCCUGAAAAAGAGAUUUUUAACCUUAAUCAGGCAGAAAAAAAGACAGAGCCCAAAAAGCUGGUUUCAAAUGCUGGUUAAGAUUUUAGGGUGGCAGAUGCCACCCACAGACACCCUGCAGACAUAUAUACAUAUAUAUAUAUAAAAUGACCAGACCGACAGAAACUUUAGCAGUUUCACAAGAAAGUUCUUCAGAGAGGAGUUUCCCCGGACUUUAUCUCACAGAGCUGGUAUUGUUCCCCAGCAGGAACUCAUUCAGAUCAAUACUACAGGAAUGUGUGAGCAGUGUGACAUACAGGGGCAAACAUGGAUUUGCCAGUUUACAGUACAAACUUACUCACACACAGACAGGUACUGAUACAUACUAGAAUCUCUGUUGGUUCUGUACUGUCACCCCGCUCACCGCAAACUGAGAUGUUAUUGAUUUACAUCAUGAGUAAAAGACCCCCUCCUCUCCAGAUGCUGAGCUCCAUCCUGUUUGCAGCGGUGGGUGUGACGGGCGCUGGUUACUCAGUCAUAGUUUCUUCUCUGGCCCUGAACAAAGGACCUCUGUGUGUUACUAACGGAACAACCUGGGGCACUCCUUUCUCAGAUGGGUGAGCUAAAAGAUAAUAACUGAUAUUAAAUGCAGAAUAAAAAGCACAGAGCAGCUUGAAACUCAAUAUUUUUUAUUCUUCACCUGAAAGUGUUUGUUGAUCUCUUUUCUCACCCUCUCUCUCCAGUAACUAUCUGAGCGACAGUUCUCUGUGGAAGCUUUGCUUGGCGCCAGAAGGCAUCGUGUCGUGGCAUCUCUCCCUCUUCUCCGUGCUGCUGGUCGCCGGUUUGGUCCAGAUGGCGCUUUGUGCGGUGCAGGUGAUAAACGGCCUGUUCGGCGCUAUCUGUGGGGACUGCUGCGGCUGCUGUGGAGGGGUCAGUAUCCGAUUAGAGAUUAUUUCCCUGUAAUUAGGAUUAGAUUAAACUGUUUUGAUGCUGUUUUUAAUCACCGCAGGGAUAGAUCAGGAAAUAUAAAUGUAAAAAUUAGGGCUCGCUGAUGUUUAAGGAUCUGACAGGAAGUUUAAAACAUAGUUGGAGACACUGGUUUGGUCUAGUAGUUACAUCAUGUACUGAGGAUUUCAGCCUUUUAGCAGGUGGUCCAGGUUCAAGUCUUAAGUGUCAGUAAUAAAAUUAAAUGUGUUCAUUCCUAUUCCCUUUUCAGACUAAACCCCAUAAAACACCGACUUUUGUUUUUAAUGUUUCAGAGUGAUGGAGCAGUUUAAACACUUCCUACAGUCAGAAGAGCACGAAGACGGACGACUCCUGUAUUUAAUCUACAGCUAAAGGAUGGAGAAUAUUCUCCUGCUUAAAACCACACCUUUUAUAUUGUGUAUGAGAGCUCAUUGAUUACAUCGUGAUAACUAUUAAUACACACAUGUGAAAUGACAGAGCUCUUGAAUUUAUCAUUAUCCUAUUUUGUGACCCUGACUUUAUGUUAUUCAUAUUUAAUGUGCAGCUAGUGAUAUUCCUAUGGCUCCAAUUACUGACAGUUGUUGUAUUAAUUGUGUUAAUUUCCCUUUUUAGUCUGUACCUAUUUGUCACCCUCUUUCCCCUUCAGGAACAGAUUCUUACAACUUUUAUCCGUUUUACAUGACUGCACCCUGCUGUGCAGCUUUUUUAUUGCAUGUGUUACUCUUCCUGGGGCCUGAAGGUUCAUAGAGACAGAUGACCUGCAUGUACAGUAUAUAUGCUCUAUCAGGAGUGAGGUGUAUUUGUUAUAGAUGAGACAAUUCACUUUAAUUUCAAUAACACACUGUACAAUUGUGUUUAUCAAACAUGCUGUAAAGUCUCUCCACAUCAAAUCAGCUUGUUUCUCUCUGAGAUUAAAGGUGUACUUUGGUCUUUUCACUGGGAAAAAUUUGACACAUCUUAAGGUUUUACAGAGACUUAAAUGUUACUGUCAAUUUGUUAUUUUCUCUUGUACCAAAUGUGCUUUCACAAACUUGCCUUCACUUGUCAGCUGUACUGUAAUAAAUUAACUUAUUCCUCAA
Molecule: messenger RNA, 3922 nt
Organism: Xyrichtys novacula (pearly razorfish)
Lineage: Eukaryota; Metazoa; Chordata; Actinopteri; Labriformes; Labridae
Source: the annotation of a GenBank genome assembly